Messenger RNA from Coregonus clupeaformis (lake whitefish), 4228 nucleotides. RefSeq names its product ribonuclease inhibitor-like. Bases 343 to 3822 code for a protein of 1159 amino acids. Gene Ontology annotation, molecular function: protein binding. The transcript is spliced from 13 exons. The record is from RefSeq and is a predicted model, not a curated record. NCBI's taxonomy places the organism in Eukaryota, Metazoa, Chordata, Actinopteri, Salmoniformes, Salmonidae.
GCCAGAGGUUAUGAAACUUUGCGGUUAACAGGAAGGAGCCUACCCUACAACGCCCAGAGUAGACAGAACAACAAAACAACUUACAUGCGCGUCCAUCACAAUUACAAGCGCAUGGCCAAUGAUGCAAAUUGAGUGGUGACGUCAUUUAGCGACUUCUAGUGACUUUUAGGACAGCCAAUAGCUACUUUACUUACUGAGGAGUUGGCAACACUGAGGAAGUAUCCUCCUCUACAACGCCCAGAACAUGAAACAGACCAAAGAAAGUAGGAGGAAGAAAGCACCAUUGUAGACGGCACAACAAGACAACUUACAUGCGGGGGAGGAGACUGACUGUCUGAUAUCAUGGAUCAGACUCCUCAGUCCCUCGUUCCAGCCCAGGACUCUGGUCCGCUGUCCUCCAUUACGGCUCAGCCUGCCCCACCACAGUCCUCCAUUACGGCUCAGCCUGCCCCACCACAGUCCUCCAUUACAGCUCAGGGUGGUUCUGUUGUUGUUGCACCCCAACUUGUUGGCUGCAAUCUCGGAGGUUCAGUUUAUCAAAACAUCAGUGUUACUAUGCCUUCACAUGGUGCUGAUGAAGAUCUGCAAAAAGUCAAGGGCAAACACAAGUCCAACAUGAAGAAGAAGUUUGGGAGCAUCUUUGAGGGGCUUGGAAAACGGGGAAACCCAACAUUGCUGGACAAUAUUUACACCGAGCUCUACAUCACAACUGGGGAGAGUGAAGGGGUUAAUAAAGAGCAUGAGGUAUGGCAGAUUGAAGAUACGGCUCGGACCAAAGCAUUUCAAGACCAUGCAAUCAACUGCAAUGACAUCUUUAAAUCUUUAGACCCUAAGACAGAGGAACAUAAUGACAAAUCCCAAUCCAAACAAGCGGUACCCGUCAGAACUGUGCUGACAAAGGGAAUCGCUGGCAUUGGAAAAACGGUCUCAGUGCAGAAGUUCAUCCUUGACUGGGCAGAAGGAAUAGCCAAUCGGGAUGUAGAUUUUGUCUUCGCACUUCCAUUCAGGGACUUGAAUUUCAUCAAAGAUGACUACAAUCUCUUGGAGCUCCUGAGUGACUUCCACCCUGAACUAACAGAUAUCAAGGAUGCAAAGAAGGUGGUCGACUGCAAAGUCGUGUUCAUCUUGGAUGGUCUGGAUGAAAGCCAACUUCCACUGGAUUUCCAUAACAACAAGAGGUUGUCUAAUGUAACCAAGACAACAUCAGUGGACGUGCUGCUGACAAACCUCAUCAAGGGGAAUCUGCUUCCUUCUGCUCUCCUCUGGAUAACCUCCCGACCAGCAGCAGUUGAUAAGAUACCCUCCGACUGUUUUGACCGUGUAACAGAAGUUCGGGGAUUCAACGACCCACUGAAAGAAGAAUACUUCAAGAAGAGAUUCAGUGAUGAUGAGAACCUGUCCAGCAAAAUCAUCUCACACAUAAAGACAUCGAGGAGUCUCUUCAUCAUGUGCCACAUUCCGGUCUUCUGUUGGAUUACUGCCAUGGUUCUUGGGAACAUGUUGAGAGGAUCCUGUUCUGAAGAAGUCCCUAAAACUCUGACUGAGAUGUACAUUUGUUUCCUACUCACUCUGACAAACCUGGAGAACAAGAAGCAUGGGAAAAAUGAAACAGACCUUCGGAAACUGUCAGAGUCUGACGUACAGAUCAUUUUGAAACUUGGAAAACUAGCCUCCCAUAACCUGUUAAAGAGCAAUCUGGUGUUUUCUGAAGAAGAUUUGAGAGAGUGUGAUAUUGAUAUCAAUGAAGCCUUUUUGGGCUCAGGGAUGUGCACAGAGAUCUUCAGAGAGGAGGACCCAAUGUUUAGAGUGAAGUUGUAUAGCUUUGUGCAUCUCAGCAUUCAGGAGUUCUUCGCAGCACUCUAUGUUUCCCAUUGUCAUGCCAAUGGUUUGCCAUGUAUUUCACCAUGGGUUUCACUAUAUUUCGGAAAGCUGGAUACAUUGCAUGACUUACACAGGUGUGCAGUGGAUAAAGCGUUCCACAACAAGAACGGCCACCUGGACCUCUUCCUCCGCUUCCUUCUGGGCAUCUCACUGGAGUCCAAUCAGAUCCUCUUGAAAUGCCUACAGCUCCAGACAGAGGGAGACAAAGAGAGUAUCCAGAAUACCAUCCAAUACAUCAAGGUCAAGUUAUCGACUGAAUGGUUUGUUUCCUCAGAGAGGUGUAUCAAUCUCCUCUACUGUUUGAUUGAGCUGAAGGACAACUCCCUGGUGAAUGAAAUUCUAAAGUUCCUGACCUCCCAAAGUCUCUCCAAGAUUGAGCUGACACCUGCUCAGUGCUCGGCGCUGGCGUACAUGCUGUUGAUGUCAGAGGAGGUGCUGGAUGAAUUUGACACGAGAAAAUACAACACGUCAAGUCAGGGCCGUAGCAGACUCCUCCCAAUAGUUAGAUACUGCAGGAAGGCUAUGCUAGUGGCCUGCUAUUUCACAGACGACUGCGCUGAAAUUUUGGCAUCAGCUAUCCAAAUGCCUGGCUCACACCUGAGAGAACUCAGCAUAAUCUACAGCCAGCUGGAGAACCAGAAGCCCUUCAUAGACGCGCUGGCAAGUCCCAACAACAGACUAGAGUCACUAGACAUCAGUCAUAUCCAAGGGUUUUCAACAACUGAGCUGGAGGUGCUAACUGCUGCACUGAAUCAAUCUUACAGUCAGCUGCACACACUAAGGUUUCCUGGGUGUUGGCUCGACGAGAGCUGCGGUGAAAUUGUGGCUUCAGCUCUGGCGUCAGAGAACAGCCAUCUGAGAGAGCUGGACCUCAGCGACAACAAACUGACAGACACCGGGGUGGAGGGGAUCUCCACUGGGCUUAUGAGUCCACACUGUGAACUGAAGAUACUGAGACUUGUCCGUUGUGAGGUCACUUCCUGUGGAAGUUUGUCCCCUGCUCUAGCAGCCUCCCAGUUGGAGGAACUGCAUCUGAGCUGCAACACCCUGGGCGACAUGGGACUGAAGCUGCUCUCUGCUGGACUGGAGGAUCCACACUGUCAGAUACAGAAACAGGGACUGAGGCAGUGUAAUCUAUCAGAGUUAUCCUGUGAGUCCCUGUCCUCUGUCCUGUGUUCAAACUCAACCCUGAUAGAGCUGGACCUGAGAGACAACGACUUGGGGGAUUCAGGAGUGGAGCGACUCUCUGCUGCACUGGGGGACCCUCGCUGUGCCUUGCAGGUUUUGGGGCUGUCUGGUUGUCUGGUCACAGAGGAAGGCUGUGCUUCUCUGGAUUCAGCUCUGAGGUCAAACCCCUCCCACCUGAGAGAACUGGACCUGAGCUACAAUCACCCAGGAGACUCUGGAGUGAAGCUGCUCUCUGCUAGACUGGAGGAUCCACACUGUAGACUGGAUAAACUCAAUGUGGACUUGUGUGGAGAGUGCAGGAUCAAACCAGGCCUGAGGAAAUAUUCCAGUGAGCUCACCCUGGACCCAGAUUCUGCACACAUUGACCUGAGGCUGUCUGAGGAUAGGAGGACAGUGUUGUGGAGAGAGGACAAUGCUAACAGUCAAAGUAGUGCUAGCAUAGGAAACGAAGCUAACAAUGCUAACAGUGGGGAUGGUGCUAGCAUAGGAAACGAAGCUAACAAUGCUAACAGUGGGGACGGUGUUAGCAUAGGAAACGAAGCUACCAGAGGGGAAGAAUCAAAUAAAUGGAUUGAUCCAUCAAUUUGUACAAGAUCCCUGUCUGUGCAUUGUACCAAGGGUUUAUCUACUGGACGUUUCUACUGGCAGGUGGAGGCCACAGGAUGGUUUGAUAUUGGGGUUAUUAUCAACGAAAACAAUAGUAUCUACAAUAUGUAUGACCUCGUGGUAAUAUGUAUGACCUUUAUGGUAUAAUGAUGUCAUGCCAUAGUGUUGUGAGGACAGAGGAAGAGUUAAGAAAUGAGAGGUUUGGGGCCAUAAAGUCUUCAUUCCAUUAUGUCAAGGUAGAUUAGUGAUGUUUAGGAUAGCAUGAGUGAUGUUUAGUAUACUGACUUGGGGUAAAAAGUGAUGAACAUCAAAGACAGGGAGUGCCCAUGGAGACUUGCCAAAUGUAUGUGAAAGGAAUGAGAACCAAAAGGCUAUAUAAGAUAUAGGGUCUUCUUUGUCUAGUUAGUUCAACUGACGAAGGGCAAAGCCAUGUCCGUUUGUUAGAUGAACCCACAAGCUCGUGAUUCUAUAAAUGCUUGGUAUGAAAUCUCCACAGAAUGUCUAAGAAUAUCCUUGCAUCCUUGAUUCUUUGAUACCUGAGAAACUCAUCAUA